Molecule: messenger RNA, 3913 nt
Organism: Sinocyclocheilus grahami
Lineage: Eukaryota; Metazoa; Chordata; Actinopteri; Cypriniformes; Cyprinidae
Product: cyclin-dependent kinase 13-like
Exons: 14
Coding region: 719-3805 (1028 amino acids)
Biological process (GO): positive regulation of transcription elongation by RNA polymerase II; protein phosphorylation
Cellular component (GO): nucleus; cyclin/CDK positive transcription elongation factor complex
Molecular function (GO): RNA polymerase II CTD heptapeptide repeat kinase activity; cyclin binding; ATP binding
Source: RefSeq, a predicted model, not a curated record
CCUACAGUGCGCUCGAUUCGCUACUUUUGUUUUUGUGCUUUGAAUGACUACAGCUUAAUUCAGUCCCAUAACCAGCUGAUUUAUUUCGUAUUUUUAUUGAGAUGCUGUUUAGAUACACAAUGCCACGUAACUCAGACUCUCUGGACUGAACGGAAUUGAUGUUUUUCUGCGUCGUGUCGAAUCUGCCGACCUGAACUCCUCGCUGACCAACAUGCGCGCUACUUCCUCGUUACUGCUAGCGAGUCGCUGUGAGGGGCGACAAGAAGUUAGAGCCCCGCGUAAGUAUGUGUGGAUUUAGCUAACGUUUUCGAUGGGGUGUUCCCUUUGGAAACCGCAGGCGCAGAAAACGAGCCGUUUGUAACUCGUCGCCGGGAGGACAGCGCUAUCCGAGGCAUGGAGGCGGAUUUAAAGGCGGCUGUGAGGCUGAUCUGCUAAACUAGCACAGCUUGCUAACACGAUCUCUUCAUCAUACGCGCGGAACUGGAUUACAACUCGAGGCUUUUAGUGACUUCUCCGAUGCUUUUUAGGGGUUUAUCCGAUUGAUGUGCGUGGGAUGGUUGGAUGAGGCGGAUUCGGUGUGAUCCGGAAGGGAACGGUCGCUGUGUGGACACCGACGCUAGCGCUAGCUGUGCUAUAAUAGCGCUUAAAGUGGGUUUCAGAUGUUUUGCUUUGUGUAACAGCGGGGACUGAAGCGCGAGCGAUACCAGUGGGAUCUUAAAUGCCGAACCCAGAGAUCGUCCCCCGCGAGGGCCGGGGGAGAAGCCCGCCGCAGAGGAGCCCGAGGGAGGCGACGCGGAGCAAGAGCCGCCGCGAGCGGCACCGGGACAAGCGCCGGUCCUCGUCCUCCUGCUCCCGGAGAAAGAAGCAGAAGCACGGCUGGGAGCCGCAGCAGCAGGAGGUGCUUUACGACGGCGGUGUUCGGACUCUAGUGGAGUACGACGACGUGAGCUCGCAGUCCGAGCGCUUCUCCGGUAGCCCGUCGCCCAGAACCGUGAGCGAGGCCGAGCUCCAGGACUUCACGCCGGGCAGAAGCGAGCACGACUCCUCCUCUCGGAGGAGAGACGACAAGCAGAUGAAGAGGAACCGGUGCAACCGGGAACGGGACGCGGCGUUAAAGUCCCGCAGCAACGGCAAGAAGCCUUCCUCCGCGGCCCAAGCCGACAGAAAAGAGUCGAAACGACUUAAAAGCAAGUCCAAAUCGGAGAAGGACCCUCCUUCCGCGUACAGGGACCCUCCGCAGGCUUACCGUGAGGACUACUGGCGGAGCAGCCCGAGCGUCAAAGCGGCGGAUAACGUUAACGCUAGUCCCUUCGCGACGGCGUAUUCCUGCGGACACCAGUCUCCUAACACCAACUACCCGUUUAUUUCCAGGAGGAGCCCCCCGAAGCGGCUGUCCCCGAGCUCCACCUGCUACGCUCGGGAUGCAGAGCUGUACGGUGCCUGUAACGUGUCGAAGUCUCCGAGCUCGUACUCCGGCAAGAGGAGGCGCUCCCCGAGCAGCCCGCGCUGGCGCCGGUCCCCGAGCUACGGCCGACACAGUCCCUGCGAGCAGAGCGAGGUCCCCCGCUCCAGGAGCCCCUACAGGAAGACCCCGAGCCCCAGUCCGGACGCCAGUAUCUUGAAGGAGUCUUCAGCAAUCACAGGGAAGAAGAAACCCGAAAGGAAAGCCCGUCACCUCCUCGCAGACCUUCCUCUCCCUCCAGAGCUCCCUGGUUCGCCCCACAGCCCGCCUGAUGACAAAAAGACGCCCACCCCGCGGAAGAGACCAAAAAUAUGUGGUCCACGCUUUGGAGAGAUCAAGGAGACGGAGAUAGACUGGGGAAAGCGGUGCGUUGACAAGUUUGAGAUAAUUGGGAUCACUGGAGAAGGUACUUAUGGACAGGUGUACAAAGCCAAGGACAAAGACACUGCGGAGUUGGUGGCCCUAAAGAAGGUCCGUUUGGACAACGAAAAGGAGGGCUUCCCCAUCACAGCUAUCAGGGAGAUCAAGAUCUUGCGGCAGCUCAACCACAAGAGCAUCAUCAACAUGAAGGAGAUCGUCACUGACAAAGAGGACGCUUUGGACUUCAAGAACGACAAAGGGGCGUUUUACCUGGUGUUUGAGUACAUGGACCACGAUCUGAUGGGCCUGCUGGAGUCGGGCCUUGUGCACUUCAACGAGAGCCACAUCAAGUCUUUCAUGAGGCAGCUGCUGGAAGGACUGGACUACUGCCACAAGAAGAACUUCCUGCACAGGGACAUCAAGUGCUCCAACAUCCUGCUCAAUAACAAGGGUCAGAUCAAGCUGGCAGAUUUCGGAUUGGCUCGUCUGUAUAACUCUGAAGAGAGUCGGCCGUACACCAAUAAAGUGAUCACUCUGUGGUAUCGGCCGCCCGAGCUGCUGCUGGGAGAAGAGAGGUACACGCCUGCCAUCGACAUGUGGAGCUGCGGGUGCAUUCUGGGAGAGCUUUUCACAAAGAAGCCCAUCUUUCAGGCCAACCAGGAGCUGGCGCAGCUGGAGCUCAUAAGUCGUAUCUGUGGCAGCCCGUGCCCCGCUGUGUGGCCAGACGUGAUCAAGCUGCCCUACUUCAACACCAUGAAACCAAAGAAACAGUACCGGCGGAGGUUAAGGGAAGAGUUUGCUUUUAUUCCUCUGAUGGCCCUGGAUUUGUUCGACCACAUGCUUGCGUUGGACCCGAGCAAACGCUGCACUGCAGAACAAGCUCUCAGAAGUGACUUUCUCAAAGACGUGGACCCAGCCAAGAUGCCUCCACCCGAUCUCCCUCUGUGGCAGGACUGCCAUGAAUUGUGGAGUAAGAAGCGGCGCCGGCAGAAGCAGAUGCCGGAGGAGCUGACCGCUCCUAAAGCCCCUCGGAAGGAGCUGGGUCUCGACGACAGUCGCAGCAACACGCCGCAGGGCUUCCCCGCCGCCGGAGCACACAAAGGUCCGAGUGCUGCCGCCGCUGCAGCCCUGCUGGACCCCAAAGCUCCCAACUCACAACUGACUCAAGAACAGCUGGCUGUGCUUCUGAACCUCCUGCAGUCCAAAAGCGCUCCGGGGGGAUCGGCGCAGUUCGCCCAGACCGUGGGGUCGAAGAUGAACCCGGAGACGCUACAGCAGCUGACGCAGGCUUUGCCCCCUGGGCCGCUGGAGUCUGACAGACCCCCGGAGCCGCCUCCGCUCCCCAAAGUGUCCAAACCCCCGCAGCCGCCCCGAACACCACCCAUGCUGAAGCCGCCUUCGCCUCCAUCCCCGCAGCCGUCAGGCGACGGAGAGGCCUCGGCCGCAGCCACGCAGACCGCCUUUUAUUUCACGCUGUCACCGUUUGAACUAAAUGAAACUCCUGCGGUUGUGUUUCUUGCAGCAGCUGAAGCCAGCGGCUCGUCCUCCAGGCCUCUAGAGCCUCUCUCCAUUCUCCCGCCGGACCAGAGACCCCCAGAACCUCCAGAACCGCCUCCCUGCGCAGACCUGGACUACCGGCAGGCCCCCAAGACCAAUCCGGCUCUGCCGUCCUUCGCAGCCCCAGGAGAAGCUCCCAGACCUUCGGAGCCAGACUUCAGCUGCCCCCCGCCGCCGUUUGGCUUCCCAGACAGCUACCUCGGCCACAUGAUGCCCCCUCAGCUGCCUCUCGGCCCGGAGACCUUCACUCACGGAGCCGGCGCGGUGUUCAGCGGAGACAAGGACCAUCGCUUCGAGUACAAUCACAGCGGACCGGCACCGGCCCCUCCGGGCCAAGUCUGGACUUCUCCAUCCCAAUCCCUUCCGCUCGGGUACGUUCCCCACGUGAACACGGCCGCGCUUCGGGGCAGAGGACUCCCUUUUUGACCGGAUCCUGACGAACUUCCAGACGCCUUGGAAAAGGAAGACUAAUUCUGAUGAUACACGGGGCAAUUUUUUGAGCAAUGUUGCUAGGCAACUUUGGUUAAAAGGUUA